AAUGAUUGCAAGGAUAGUUCUACAAUAAAUAUUUCUUAUUAGUGGAUAGCAUAUAACCUCGGGUAAGUACUGCUUAUCUGGCCUGAUUUUUAGGGAUUUGCGUUUUCCCUAACGUGUAGAAUUGCGCUUUUAUUUUGAAAAAAAAACCCGAAUCAAACCGGAAAUAAAGUUCUUCUUGAUGGUGUAAAAUGACGCUGUCCCAUUUUUGGUAGCUUGGCUACUUUGUACACAGAGGUUUAGACUACAUGACUAUUUUCGAUGUUGGGGCUGGAAAACUUAUAUCGAAGAAAUAUUAGAUUAAUUUCGGAGCAGUAAUGGCGGAAGACCAACAGCCUCACUGGUCGGAUAUUUUGAAAAGGAGGAUAGCGAACUCCAAAAAAGAUGAGAGAAGCGAAGAGGAAAAUAAGGUAGAAGAAACUGAGCUGUUCACCAAGUAUUACACAGAGUGGAGGGGAGGAGGCGACAGAGACAAGUCCUACAAGAACAUCCCAAGAUUUUACUACAGGCUACCAGCGGAGGAUGAAGUAUUACUUCAGAAGUUGAGAGAAGAAUCCAGAGCCGUCUUCCUCCAGAGGAAGAGCAGAGAACUGCUGGAUAAUGAAGAACUACAGAACCUGUGGUUCCUUCUCGAUAAGCACCAGGUGCCUCCUGUGAGUGGGGAGGAGGCCAUGAUCAGCUACGAAGCCUACCUGCAGGUGGGGGAGAAGGCCGGGCCCAAGUGCAAAAAAUUCUUCACAGCCAGGGUGUAUGCAAAGCUGCUGAACAACGACCCUUACGGCAGGAUUUCCAUCAUGCAGUUUUUCAACUACGUCAUGAGGAAAGUCUGGCUGCAUCAGACCCGUAUAGGUCUGAGUCUGUAUGAUGUAGCAGGACAGGGCUACCUCAGAGAGUCGGAUCUGGAGAACUACAUCCUGGAGCUGAUCCCCACUCUGCCUCAGCUGGAUGGGCUGGAGAAGUCCUUCUACUCUUUCUACGUCUGCACCGCUGUUCGCAAGUUCUUCUUCUUCCUCGACCCCCUGAGAACAGGAAAGAUUAAAAUCCAGGAUAUAUUGGCCUGCAGUUUCCUGGACGACCUGUUAGAGCUGAGAGAUGAGGAGCUGUCUAAAGAGAGUCAGGAGUCCAACUGGUUCUCAGCCCCCUCAGCUCUCAGAGUCUAUGGACAGUACCUCAACCUGGAUAAGGACCACAAUGGCAUGUUGAGUAAAGAGGAGCUUUCACGCUACGGCACAGCUACGCUCACCUCAGUCUUUCUGGACAGAGUGUUUCAGGAGUGCCUCACCUAUGAUGGAGAAAUGGACUACAAGACCUAUCUCGACUUUGUGUUGGCGUUGGAAAACAGGAAGGAGCCGGCAGCGUUACAGUACAUUUUUAAACUUUUGGAUAUGGAGAAUCGAGGAUACCUCAAUGUCUUCUCACUCAACUAUUUCUUCAGGGCCAUUCAGGAGCAGAUGAAAAUCCACGGACAGGAGCCUGUCUCCUUCCAGGAUGUCAAGGAUGAGAUCUUUGACAUGGUGAAGCCUAAAGACCCCUAUAAGAUCACCCUUCAGGACUUGGUUAACAGUUGUCAGGGUGAUACUGUCACCAGCAUCCUGAUUGACCUCAACGGCUUCUGGACCUAUGAGAACAGAGAAGUGCUUGUUGCCAACGACAACGACAGCAGCAACACAGCUGACCUUGACGACACCUGAAUAUGUUUGAGAGACACUCCUGAUGCCAACAGGUCAACGUUUCAUCCUGAAACCUGAAGCCAAAUGUGCUGUUGAAGUGUCCGCACUGAACUGAACUCUUAACUACUGUCUCAGGUCCCUCUGGUUAUGUUUGAGAGACAUUAUUAGAAUGUUGAAACUUUGAUGAGAUCAUUAGAAGGGAGAGAAUGGAGGAAAGCCAGACAUGGUGCUUUGUGUUAAUAUUGUUCUCUGUUCCUGCCCCUUGUUUUCUGUAAAAAAAAAAAAAAAAAAGAUGUUUAUAUUAUUGACCUUAAAAUAAAUGAUUCAUUUUCAUGCCUUUUCUGA
This is a messenger RNA of Acanthopagrus latus (yellowfin seabream), 2012 nucleotides long. It is a transcript of the gene ppp2r3c, whose product is annotated as protein phosphatase 2, regulatory subunit B'', gamma. Gene Ontology annotation, cellular component: centrosome; spindle. Lineage: Eukaryota; Metazoa; Chordata; Actinopteri; Spariformes; Sparidae. The transcript has 13 exons. Bases 315 to 1688 code for a protein of 457 amino acids. Gene Ontology annotation, biological process: cortical cytoskeleton organization; microtubule cytoskeleton organization; T cell homeostasis. The record is from RefSeq and is a predicted model, not a curated record.